This is a messenger RNA of Empidonax traillii (willow flycatcher), 855 nucleotides long. Its product is annotated as ADAMTS-like protein 1. Gene Ontology annotation, cellular component: extracellular matrix. Lineage: Eukaryota; Metazoa; Chordata; Aves; Passeriformes; Tyrannidae. Gene Ontology annotation, biological process: extracellular matrix organization. The annotation marks the transcript as partial. Gene Ontology annotation, molecular function: metalloendopeptidase activity. The transcript has 5 exons. The record is from RefSeq and is a predicted model, not a curated record.
AAUACCGGUGGUCAGUGGACAAACUGACAGCUUGUUCGGCUUCCUGUGGCCACAAAGGGGUGCAGCUGCCCCAGUUGAGGUGCUUGCUGGAUGGGGCUGAAGUCAACACAUCCUACUGCAGAGAGACACCCAAGCCACCUCUGCAGCCUGUUGCAUGCAACAGAAGAGACUGUCCUUCACGAUGGAUGGUGACAUCAUGGUCUCUUUGCACGCGGAGCUGCGGUGGAGGCAUCCAGAUGCGGCGAGUGACCUGUCAGCGCCUGACAGCAAAAGGCAGCUCUGUCCCAAUGUCAAAUGAGGCUUGUGCCCAGGUGUCCAGGCGCCCUGUGGACACACAGAACUGUAACAGGCAGCCCUGUGUUGAGUGGGUGGCCUCCUCCUGGAGCCAGUGUAAUGGGCCUUGCAUUGGACCACGAUUGGCUGUACAGCACAGACAGAUAUUUUGCCAGACCAAAGAUGGGACUUCUGUGUCAUCUGAUCAAUGCAGUGCCUUACCAAGGCCGUUGAGCACACAGAACUGCUGGACUGACAUCUGUGGUGUGCACUGGAGGGUCAGCUUGUGGACUGUCUGCACAGCUACGUGUGGAAACUACGACUUCCAGUCCCGGCGUGUCGACUGUGUGCACAUCCGCACCAACAAGCCUGUGAUGGAGCAUCACUGCUCCUGGAGGCCAAGACCAUCAAACUGGCAGCGCUGCAACAUCACACCAUGUGAAAAUGUGGAGUGCAGAGACACUACAAGGUACUGUGAGAAAGUGAAGCAGCUCAAACUCUGCCAGCUCACCCAGUUUAAGUCACGUUGCUGUGGGACUUGUGGAAAAUCUUGAAGACAGACAAAAUGAAAAUGGAGGAACA